CUCAAUAAAAAAUAUUUUGCAUUACCUAAAUAUCUACUAUUAUUUUAUAUUUAUGUUAUAUUAUAUUUGGGUUUCAUAUUUUAGUUUUUUUCUUAAUAUAUAAUUAUAGUUUAUCUUAACGAAUUCGUCUACAAUGUUAAUUCAAGAACCUGUUCAAGCUGCAAUUUGGCAUUGUAUAAAUCAUUAUGCAUAUUCAGAUGCAAUUUUUCUCGCUGAACGAUUAUGUGCCGAAUUUGAUUCAGAUGAAAGUACUUACUUACUGGCAACUUGUUAUUAUCGUGCUGGUAAGCCGUCCCAAGCUUAUUCCAUUCUUAAUGGAAAGAAAAUAGUAUCAGAAAAAUGCAAGUUUUUAUUAGCUCGGUGUUGUGUUGACCUUCAUAAGUUAUCAGAAGCAGAAACAAUAUUGACAGGCAAUGUAGGCGAUUUAAUAUCAUUGUCGUCGUGUUCUACAUUUAUUGAUUCAAUAGUCUCAAAUUAUGGUGACAGUGCUCCAUUUGCGUUGCAACUUAUCAGUCAUAUAUGGUGGCGAUCAGAAAGAGCACAUUUGGCGGCCGAGGCUUGUCGAAAAGCUCUAUUCCUAAAUCCUUUUUUGUGGCAAUCAUUUCAAGACCUUUGUGAUCGAGGCGUUAAACCGGAUCCUGAACCAUUUAAAAUAUUUAAAGUCGACAAUUUAGAUAAUUUUAGUAAAUGCGUAGGAUCAAAUUCACAUGUUAAUUCAACACCUUUAUCAACAUAUAACCUAUCAUACGAGUCAAUGAACACUUUUAACAGCAGUACGCCAGCCCAAAAAAUGAUUAAUAUGUCUGUACCUAGUAGUAAUAGUUCAAUAUCCAGCGGUAUACAACCUUUUACACCCGAUAUGAAUAAUGCGAAAGCAAUAUUUGUUCGACCCAUCGGGAGAAAAGUGAAAGUGAUUAAUGAAAAUGCAUUUAGUCCUUUAACACCAAGUUUUGGAGUUUUCCCGUUGGAAAGUCCUGACAACAAUAUAUCUGUAAGUUCAUCUCAAUCUAUGGUUUUAGUUCCUUCAGGUACAUUAAAUGAAACUAAUGAUCAGAAGUUUAUUUCAAAACGAAGUUCUAAACCAGUGUUCAGCCAAUCGGGCAAUACAAGUAAUAUCAACAAUUUGGGCACACAACAAGUGACUCUACCGUCAAGUCCAAUGUCGCACGUAGUCAGACGGAGUAGUCGAAUAAUUACAAAUAGCUGUUCUGUUAAAGAAAAUACAAAGAGUCCUAGUAAAAAGUUUGCAAGUCCAAAAUCAGCAUCACGUAAAAUAAAAACUGGAAUAGUUCCUAAAAAAGCAGUUUUUACUGAUAUUACUGAACGUAAUCCAAAAGAUCGAGGGAGUAUUGAAGUGGACACCACUACUUUGGCCCAGCAAGCGCUAACUUUGCAAAAGAAAACGGCUGAAGGCUUGAUGUCGUUGUUAAGAGAUAUCGGAGUAGCAUAUUUGCAAUUAUCAAAGUUUAACUGUAAAAAGUCAAUUCAAUUGUUUCAAAAUUUACCACCACAACAAUAUAAAACUGGAUUUGUAUUGUCUAUGAUUGGUAAAGCAUUUUGUGAACAAUCUGAUUAUUUACAAUCAAUCAAAUAUUUUAGUGAAGUCCGAGAACUCGAGCCGCACAGGGAUACAUUAAUGGAACUUUAUAGUACAGCGUUAUGGCAUCAACAGAAAGAAGUAGCGCUUUCUGCUUUAGCUCAAGACUUGACUGCUCUAGAUCGACAUUCUUCAUCUACUUGGUGUGUUGUUGGAAAUUGUUUUUCUCUGCAAAAGGAACACCAAACAGCCAUUAAAUAUUUUCAACGAGCAAUUCAGGUUAAUCCAGAUUUUCCUUAUGCAUACGCGUUAUUAGGUAAUGAAUAUUUAGUCACUGAAGAAUUAGAAAAAGCAACAACCUGUUUCCAAAAAGCUGUCAAAUUAGAUCCAAGACAUUAUAAGUCAUGGUAUGGUAUUGGUGCUAUUUAUCAAAAACAGGAAAGAUAUGAACUAGCCGAAAUGCAUUACAAGCGAGCGUUAAAAAUAAAUCACAGCAGUGCCUUAAUCAUGUGUCAUAUUGCUGUUGUUCAAAACAGCAUGGAUAAACCUGACCAGGCGUUACACACGUUACAUAUAGCGUUAACGCUAGAACCCAAACACCCAAUGUGUAAAUACCAACGAGCGCAAAUUUACUCAAAACUGGGUAAACUACCUGAAGCACUUUAUGAACUCGAGGAACUGAAAGAAAUUGUGCCUAAAGAAUCUCUAGUCUAUUUUUUAACUGGCAAAGUACAUAAAAAAUUAGGAAACAUUCAUCUGGCACUCAUGAAUUUCAAUCGUGCAACUGACUUAGACCCUAAAGGCGCUAGUAAUCAAAUAAAAGAAGCAAUAGACCCAACGAAUAACCAAUCACCUUUGGAUGAUUCAGAUGACCCUUGAUGCAGUAAAUUAGUUAAUUUGUUUGUAUUUAUUUAUUUUGUAACAUUAUAAUAAACUGUCUUCUAUUUUUUAAACUUAUUUUACAGUUUUGAAUAAUACAUUUUAAUGGCUGUUGUAAAGGAAAUACUAGUUACUUUUAAGUUUAUAAGAGACUGUCCAGGUUCAUGAUUUAAACAAAUAUUAUUUUUUGGUCGAAUCCUACAAGUAAACAUUAAUUUAUGUAGAACUUAACCAUGUAAUUACUCAUAUGAUAACCAUAUAUAUAUAUAUUUUUUUUUAACAAUUUCUGGAUGAAUUAUUUAUACAAUUGUUAAAGUUUUAUUGUGGUAUUUAAGACUUUGAUUUUUAGAGCUAAUUUUGUGCAUGGAUGUAUUUUGUAAAAUUUAGCCAACGAUUUGUUUUAAUUCCUUAAGAAAUUCCAUAAUUUUUUUUAUUUUCCAUUAAUGCACUUGUAUAUAAAUUAUUAUUGAUAAAACGAAAUGUUUUAAAAAUUAAACAAUAUCAAUAUUUUUUCUCCCGUAGUUAAAACACAACAGAAAGUGUAUUACAACAAAAUUGUAUCUCCCCUAUUUAUUAGAUCUUAACUAAAAGUAUCCAAUUUAUAUUUGGCUAAAAUCAAUAAAAGUACAAUGUUAUAUAAGUGCUGAGAUAUAUUUUUUUUUAUGUUGAAUAACAUUUUUUUAUUUUACAAAGUAUGUGUUAGGUGGAAUUAGGUUCAGGAAUAACACCUAAAUUGAACUCUAUUUAGUAUUUACUAUAUAAUAUAAAUUAUUAGGUAUCGAGAGUAGAAUAAAAGAUAACGGGGAAAAUACAAAUUUUAUUUCUGUGAUUUUUUUUUUCGAUAAUUAUAAUUAGUUUUAACCAUCAGUUUCAUGAAUAUAUAUAUAUAUAUAUUAUAUUAUAGAUAU
This is a messenger RNA of Adelges cooleyi (spruce gall adelgid), 3324 nucleotides long. It is a transcript of the gene Cdc27, whose product is annotated as cell division cycle protein 27 homolog. The record is from RefSeq and is a predicted model, not a curated record. The transcript has 16 exons. NCBI's taxonomy places the organism in Eukaryota, Metazoa, Arthropoda, Insecta, Hemiptera, Adelgidae. Gene Ontology annotation, molecular function: protein binding. The coding region runs from base 134 to 2416 and encodes 760 amino acids. Gene Ontology annotation, biological process: cell division.